AUGCGCACCUUUGAUCUCACGGCAGCCAUCCUUCUGGCAUUGCCUGUUGCUCAAGCACAGGUCCCAGAUAUCGCUGGCUUUUCAAAGACUUGGUUUGAUGAUUUCACCGGAUCUCGCGGUGCACUUCCUAGCAGUGGAAACUGGAUCAUUGAUACCGGCACCAGCUACCCUGGAGGCCCAGCAAACUGGGGAACCGGAGAGGUCCAAACCUACACCAAUCGUCCCAGCAAUGUCGCCACCAACGGCCAGGGAAACCUGGUGAUUACCGCGAUCAAAGACGCAAAAGGCGCAUGGACUUCCGCCCGAAUUGAAACCAAGCAGACCUUCAUGGCUCCAGCAGGCAAGAAGAUGCGUGUUCAAGCCAGUCUGAAGCUUCCCAAUCUAGGUGGCGGAGGAAUCGGUUACUGGCCAGCUUUCUGGACUUUGGGUGCCGCUUACCGUGGCAACUACUGGAAUUGGCCAUCAGUCGGCGAGAUUGAUAUCAUGGAGAAUGUCAACAACGUCAAUCGAGUCUGGGCUGUCCUGCACUGCGGCACCAACCCAGGUGGACCAUGCAAUGAGCCUAGCGGACUAGGCAACAACAAGAACUGUCCCGCAAACUCCCCCUGUUCUGGAGUUUUUCGCACGUACACCGUUGAGGUCGAUAGAACCAAGUCUCCAGAGGCUAUCCGGUGGUAUGUAAACGACCAGUUGCUUCAUAGUGUCACCCAGACACAACUUCCAGCGGCUGUCUGGGCAAACACCACCCAAAAGGCUCACUUUGUCUUGCUUAAUAUGGCAAUGGGUGGGAGCUUCCCAGAUGCAAUUUACGGAUCAAAGACACCAAUUGCCAGUACGGUUUCGGGAGGGACGUUAGAGGCACAAUAUGUGGCGGUAUACUACUCAAAAUAA
Molecule: messenger RNA, 891 nt
Organism: Colletotrichum gloeosporioides
Lineage: Eukaryota; Fungi; Ascomycota; Sordariomycetes; Glomerellales; Glomerellaceae
Product: Keratan-sulfate endo-1 4-beta-galactosidase
Exons: 3
Coding region: 1-891 (296 amino acids)
Biological process (GO): carbohydrate metabolic process
Molecular function (GO): hydrolase activity, hydrolyzing O-glycosyl compounds
Source: RefSeq, a predicted model, not a curated record